AUGAGUCUCAAGGCAGUUGUGGCUGCGGCUGUUGCCCUGGUGCUAUAUAGUAUCAGUCUCAUCGUGUAUCGCUUAUUCUUUCACCCGUUAGCGAAAUACCCUGGCCCCCGCCUAGCAGCCAUCACACAUUGGUAUGCAGCCUUCUAUGCGUGGCGGGGAGACUUGCAUAUCAAUAGCCGGGAAUGGCAUGAUCGUUAUGGUGAUAUCGUACGAUUUGCUCCAAAUGCACUUACAUUCAACACCGAUACUGGAAUGGACGCCAUCUACGGUGUUCGGGCGAAUGUUGUGAAAUCAGAGGGCUAUAGCUCACUGAGCGCUAGCCGGCAGACUCCCAACACCCUUACCGCGACCGAUAAAACUACACACGGGUUCAAAAGACGCAUCUUGGCUCAGGUUUUCUCAACUGAGGGGAUCAAGUCAAUUGAAGAGCGCCUUUUGGAAAACGUCCGUGACUUCGUCAACUUACUUGGAAGAGAGGGAGAUGAGUUUGGGGUCGUGAAGCCCGGUUUCGAUACCAAGCCUGAUGGCGGUUGGACGCAAACCAAACAUCUAGCACCGAUGUGUGACUGGGUAACAUUCGACGUUAUCAGCGAUCUCUGUUACGGAAAGGACUUCGACAUGCUGCACUCUUCAGAUAUGCGGUGGUUCCCGUCAGUGGUACUCAAGAUUACGCAGCGCAGCAUGACGUCAAAAUUCUGCAAUCUCAAGAUUGACCAGUUCUUCAUGUCUUCAAAAUUCAAGGAUAUUGUGAACGCUGGCGUUCGAAUCGGCGAACGUUCGAAGGCUCGCCAACGUCUAGGAAAUGAUAUUGAGCAGAAGGAUCUCUUCUGGCAUAUGAUGAACACCGCAGACCCUAAAACAGGGCUUCACUUCACUUCAAAGGACUUGUGGGUGGAGUCGAUGCUCCUGAUGACUGCUGGUGCUGACACCACUGCUACCGCAAUGAGUGGAACGUUCUUCCAUUUGGCCCAUAAACCCGAUCUCCUCGCCCGCCUAGUAUCUGAGCUUCGUACUACCUUUUCUGAUGAGGAGGAUAUCCACAUGGGCCCAGACCUCGACUCUUGCGAGCUUCUCCAAGCCUGCAUCAAUGAAACAAUGCGACUCGCUCCAUCGGUCGCUACAACGAUUCCACGCACCGUGCUGAAAGGGGGUCUCAUGGUUGACGAACAAUUCAUCCCUGAGGGAACCAUGGUCGGAACAACGACAUAUGCCAUUCACCGAAACCCAAAUUACUUCGCAUCCCCUGAUGCAUACUUCCCAGACAGAUGGAUCGUCAACCCGGAACUUGGAGUAGACGAACAAAGUAUUAAAACUGCAAAGCAGGCCUUUGUUCCCUUCAGUUCUGGCGCUCGAUCAUGUGUUGGGUGGAAACUCGCGUGGGCUGAGUUAAAUGUGACCAUUGCUAGAACACUAUUCCGCUAUGAUAUGCGGUUGGCGCCCGAUGCUCGUUGCUGCAGUGGAAAACGCAACGAUUGCGACUUCAGAUUGAAAGGCUGGGUGACAUCAGCGGUGGAGGGGCCGUGGGUUCAGUUCAAAACUCGAUUCUGA
Molecule: messenger RNA, 1548 nt
Organism: Penicillium salamii
Lineage: Eukaryota; Fungi; Ascomycota; Eurotiomycetes; Eurotiales; Aspergillaceae
Source: the annotation of a GenBank genome assembly